Messenger RNA from Epinephelus fuscoguttatus (brown-marbled grouper), 2985 nucleotides. Its product is annotated as copine-3-like. The transcript is spliced from 17 exons. Gene Ontology annotation, biological process: ERBB2 signaling pathway; cellular response to calcium ion. Lineage: Eukaryota; Metazoa; Chordata; Actinopteri; Perciformes; Serranidae. Gene Ontology annotation, molecular function: calcium-dependent phospholipid binding; receptor tyrosine kinase binding. The record is from RefSeq and is a predicted model, not a curated record. Gene Ontology annotation, cellular component: plasma membrane. Bases 269 to 1957 code for a protein of 562 amino acids.
UGUGAAAUUUUCAUGAACCAAGUUAUGUGUUAUAUUUCGUCAUUUGUUUCAUCAGCUUUUCUAUGUUUUGUUAAAAACCUACAAAGUGAGUGAGUGCAUUGCUUUUGCUUGACUAACGGGUGUCCCUCUAAUUGGAAACGAGCGCACUGGGCACCGCCCAUCCCAGCGUCAUCUAUCUCGUCUGUCUGUCUACAAACCAAACCUCACACUCCACUCACAGCCAACGAGUUUGUUUGUGUAAGGGAACGUGUGCGUCCUCCUGGCUGUGAUGGCAGCAGUAACAGACAAGGAGCCAUGGUUUACUGACCAUGUGACUAAGUUGGCACUGCACAUCUCCUGUGAGAAUCUGCCGGAUGUGGAAAUGUUUUCAAAGUGUGACCCUCUGUGUGUGCUUCACAUGAACAGCUCAGGGCCUCACUGGUGUGAGAUUGGCCGGACAGAGAAAAUCAAGAAUUGCCUUAAUCCCAAGUUCUCCAAGACUUUUGUCAUUGACUACUACUUUGAGAUGGUGCAGAAGCUGAGGUUUGAAGUGUACGACAUCGACAAGGAAGACCACAGUCUGCAAGAUGCGGACCUCCUGGGAGAACUGGAGUGUACCUUGGGAGAGAUUGUGUCUUCAAGGAUUCUAACAAGACCACUUGUCAUGACGGACAAGAGACCAGCAGGGAAAGGAACCAUCACUAUAUGUUCUGAAGAAAGAACAGACAACAGGGUAGUGGAAUUCAAAGUUGCUGGUAGAAAUCUGGAUAGAAAGACUUACUUCAGUAAGUCCGACCCUUUCCUGGAAUUCUACAAGGAGACAGAAACUGGAUGGCAGCUCGUGCACAGGACGGAGGUGGUGAGAAACACCCUAAACCCAGUAUGGAGACCGUUCCGUAUCCCAAUGCAGUCACUCUGUGGAGGUGACAUGGAGAGACCUAGUAUAAAGGUAGAUUGUUAUGACUACAACAGCAGCGGAUCUCACGACCAUAUUGGAUUAUUUGAGACCACACUCUCUGAAAUGCUGAAGGCAUCACAAGCAUAUGAGGCCAAGAAAAACAGGAUGAAAGGAAUCCAAAACUCUUGUAUGAUCAUUAUUAAACACUGCAAGAUAGUGAAGGAGUAUUCUUUCCUUGAUUACAUAAUGGGCGGCUGUCAGAUUCACAUGACUAUUGGUAUUGAUUUCACAGGAUCCAACGGGGAUCCCAGCUCCCCCACGUCCCUCCAUUACAUCAACCCCGAGGGCUGUAACGAGUACCAGGCAGCUAUCCGGGCAGUGGGAAACGUCAUUCAGGACUAUGGCAGUGACAAGAUGUUCCCUGCUCUUGGAUUUGGAGCCCUGAUCCCUCCUUCUGGGCAGGUCAGCCACAAGUUUCCCAUCAACUUCAACCCAUCAAAUCCAUCUUGCGCAGGUAUAGAGGGUGUGCUCCAUGCCUACCAGCAGUGUCUGCACAAAGUGAGGCUUUAUGGUCCCACAAACUUUUCCCCUAUCAUCAACCAUGUAGCCCAUUUUGGCCGGCAAGCCAUGCAGCAGGAAACUGCCUCACAAUACUUUAUUCUGCUGAUCAUCACCGAUGGACUGAGCACAGACAUGGAUGAGACUCGCAAGGCCAUCGUCAACGCCUCUCAUCUGCCCAUUUCAAUCAUCUUUGUUGAAUUAGGGAGAGCAGACUUGAGUGAUGUUGAGUUCCUGUGUGGAGUUGAUGGAGUUGUACGUACUGCAGCAGGCGAGGCCGCCAUGCGCGACAUUCUGCAGUUUUUGCCUUUCAGGCAGUUCCAGAACAGGGAGAUAUUUUGUGAUCGAAGGACAUCUGAAUGGCAACAGGAUGAAUCCCCCCCAGGAGUCCAGACACUGGUGGUGGUGGUGGCUGCUGACUCUGAGGAUGAGCAUGAAAAUGUCCUCAUGAAGUGCUUGCUCAGAACAUCUUGGCAAAAGUCCCAGCUCAGGUGGCAAGUUUCUUCAAUACCAUGGGUUUGAGGCCACCCUGCAGUGACAGACCUCCUCCUGACCUCUUAGCAUCUGCCUCCACAGUGAUGUCUCCUGAGGACAACAUGCAACAUCCAGCCUGCAAUGAUGUGUGAAUACUAUGUAACAAUAGCAGAAAGCCAUAGUCAUUGUUAUUUUCAAACAUGUCCCAACAUUGGUUAAUAUGUACUUAACAGAUAUUUGAUCAAUGAGUUUUUAUUUGACACAUGUAAGUGUAUCAGGUACUGGUGAAAUGCAAUCCCACUGGAUUCCUCUCAAGCUAGGAUUUGUAAGAAGACUCAAGAUCAGGAACCUCUCAACCUACAAAUGAUCCCAUUCCUGUUUGGAUCUCUGCCUGAAGCAACUAUCACUACUCAACAUGUUCUGUAAAUACAUCAAAGCUGUUUAAGUCCUAUCUACAAGACAGGGAAUACUUUGUUUCCAGCAGCUACAUAUCUGAUCGACCUAGCAUGACAUUUGGAGUUCCUCAAGGCUCCAUUCUUGGACCUCUGUUUUUUAACCUGUGCAUGCUUCUUUAUGUUGUGUUUACACCAGGUGUGAAUGAAAAAGUUUACGUGAGUGAAUUACAUGUAGAGUCAACAUAAAAACGCAAUUAGACACAAGUUUCCGCUGGGUGGCACGAUGUACUUGACGCUAAUGACAGGAAAUACGCAAAUUAAGUGGCAUGAAUGAAGCGAGUAGCACAAUUUUGCAUCUUAAUCACAAGAGUUGAAAAAUCUGAACUUCAGCAACCAAUUUGUGCUGCGAUAGCCAAUCAGCACCGAGAUCCUCUGGCGACAUAUGACGCAGAGGAAGUUCUUUCGUCCAUUCAUGCGCGUGUGACGUGAGAUAUUCGCACGUAUGAAAUGAGUCAACAGAAAUAUAUUCUAGUGUUCAAACUUGUGCGAGUAAAGCGAAGUUAAAAUUUGCAUCAUGUGUGGUGUAAACACAACACUAAGCAUAAUCUUAUAAAACAAUAAUACUGCUUAUCAUAAUUAUGUGGAUGAUACUCAACUUUAGCACUUUCAUAAACUGACUGC